AUGUUGAAGCUUUCCCGUGUCUGCGUCAAAGCUGGACAGGUCUUGGAGAGGGACAACGUCUUCUGGUUCCAAGAUCCGCGAUCAAAGAUCCAGCGCGCGGUCAUCUUCUCGCAGCCGUUGGCAUGUUGGGCCCCACCACGACGGAAUGAGUGCGACGUGAGAGCAGCUGACACACCGGCGGCAGGGGCGACGCGAUCAAGCACACGGUUGACAUCAGGACCAGAGGUCGCCGGUGGUGCGUUCAGGAGCUCCACGAGCGGCACGUCAGGUGAUAGUGUGGUCGGCGUUUGCAGCACUUGGUCGGGAAGGGCGAGAGCAACAGCGAGCAAGGUGCACGUUGCGAAGUCGGCGUCGGGGAAGAGAGACAAACCUUGUUCUUCCGACGUCUUCACACGGACCAAGCGAAGGAAGAAGACACUGGCGGCAUCUAUAGAGAUGUUCCGCUUCUUGAUCAUCGACAGGUCCGAAGCUCGCCCGAACAGGUACCAGAGCAGACACAGAAGAGCAGCAUCUUGGUAG
This is a messenger RNA of Phytophthora infestans T30-4, 519 nucleotides long. RefSeq lists its product as uncharacterized. The coding region runs from base 1 to 519 and encodes 172 amino acids. The transcript is spliced from 5 exons. The record is from RefSeq and is a predicted model, not a curated record. Lineage: Eukaryota; Oomycota; Peronosporomycetes; Peronosporales; Peronosporaceae.